Schistosoma haematobium is the source of this 1350-nucleotide messenger RNA. RefSeq lists its product as uncharacterized. The transcript is spliced from 3 exons. The coding region runs from base 629 to 1015 and encodes 128 amino acids. Lineage: Eukaryota; Metazoa; Platyhelminthes; Trematoda; Strigeidida; Schistosomatidae. The record is from RefSeq and is a predicted model, not a curated record.
UGAGUAUCAAGUUUUUUCAUAUAUAAGUCAUCUUAUGCUACAUAAAAAAGCAUGAAAGAAAUACCAAAACCAUUAAUUUAGCGUUCUCUGUUUUGUAGUGUACACUUUGGCUCUGUUGUUGCUUUGUAAUUUGAUCUGUGAUCCCAACAACUGUAGUAAAGCUCAACGAAAUGUCAAGUCACAGGUAAAUCCUAAGUAAUUGUAGUAUUUCCUUGGGUUAUUAUUGUUGCAAGGAAUAACUUUUUAAUAACUAGUCAUGUCUGUUUUUAGUGCUUCAUGCUCAAGUGACAUUUCAGUCGACCUAACCGAUGCCUUUCGAAGUAUGAUACUGAACAAGCAUUUCAUGUUGUGGGAUGAUUUUGAAAGCGCCUUAAAAGAGUUCCAAAAAACUACUUAUGCUCGUUACAUCCACACAAAGCAGAUUGCUGAAGGAUGUCAGGUUCAAAUACCUGUUUGUAUCGUUUAAUUGUACGUUAGGUCAUAAACGGAAAUCGGAAGGUUUGAAAGUGAGGCAAAAAUCGUAAGAUCUUUAACUAAUAUCUUAUGUUGAAGGUCUAAAUUCCGUAAUUGUCAAUCUAAAUUCCGUGUAAGACUACAGGAGCAAGGAUAUGUCAUCAAAUCCUACAACAUGCUCCACAAUCAUCCAUGUAGUAGUUCAUGGAUGGUAUGUGAUCCAUGGACAAGGAGAUUAUCGUCAGAAGAAAAAGAGAACUUGAAGCCCGUAAUACUUCACUGUGAGUCAGCAGAUGAAGUUAUAGAAAGUAUUAAGGAGAGAACUGGUAAGCAAGUAACUGCUGCCAAUGUCAAAGGUAUGAAAGCUACACUCUCCACUGGUUGUUUUACUCGGAACCAGGUAAUGGAUAGGCUUAGACAGAAAGGCGAAGUGAGGGGACAUUUAGAAAAUGGAUAUGCCACUAGAAUAUGUUCCAGUAGUUAUAACCAAAUACAACUGUACAGGAAAUAUCCAGAAGUUUUGUGCAUUGAUUCUACGUAUAAUACUAAUAAUAAAAAGUGAAUAUGUUUAUCGUUGUAUUUUACUAUGUAGAUAUUCGUUAUUCCAGUUAGUGGUGACGGAUAAUUGCGGUCGAGGUCAAACUGUAAUGUUUGCGUGGACUCGAAGGGAAAAGCGUGCCGAUGUGAUAUGGAUUUUAGAUCAAUUCAAAGAGAUAAUACCCAGAACUCCCAAAAUUAUACAUUAACUGCAUUACCACGACGGAGUGAAGUGUAUAUAAGUAUUCAACGAAGCCAAAGAAUCCAUAAGCAUCGCAUCAUUGAGAAGUAUGGUGAACGUUUCGCAACGGAAGUUGAGAAGAAAGUGGACAAUUAUUACUUAAGAAUUCUUAAUACCAA